Messenger RNA from Oreochromis aureus, 3586 nucleotides. It is a transcript of the gene lrp10, whose product is annotated as low density lipoprotein receptor-related protein 10. The transcript is spliced from 10 exons. The record is from RefSeq and is a predicted model, not a curated record. Gene Ontology annotation, molecular function: protein binding. NCBI's taxonomy places the organism in Eukaryota, Metazoa, Chordata, Actinopteri, Cichliformes, Cichlidae. The coding region runs from base 180 to 2351 and encodes 723 amino acids. Gene Ontology annotation, cellular component: plasma membrane.
GUUGUGAUAUACGGAAGUAGCUUCGAACUUGUCAACAAGAAAGGCCGACCGACAUGGCAAAGUCUUCUUGAACAAGACCUCCUGCAAUGGCACUUCUCUAACAUUUCUUUUUUACCCCCCCUCUUAACUUUUUAUUAAAAAAACAUUUUUAAACAUAAAAAAAAAGAAACGUUACCACAAUGAAAAUCAGUUACAGCUUCCCUGCCCUCCUGGUUUUCUACAUAACAGCAUGGAGCCAUUUUGAGCCUGCUCUCAGCUCAUCCCAUUGUGGGCGCUCCCUUCAGGUGGUGGACGAUAAGGUGGGAGUGAUCAGAAGUUCUGUUUACCACAGCUGGUCCUUUUGCUUCGGCUCAAUGUCCGACGGCUGGAUCAUCACGGGUCCAGAAGAUGAGCCGAUUGUUCUCAGCUUCUCUCAGUUUUCUGUCCGCUGUAAGAAGGAAUGGGUGUCUAUAAACUCAUCGGCUGGGGGUGAUCCAAUCAUCCUGUGUGGCUCCAAGUUGCCGCAGCCAAUCGAGCUCCCAGGGGGAAAUAUUACAGUGACGCACCACUUCCUCCCUCAUUUGUUCCCUGUGUCAUCGUUUCUGUUGAACUACGCCAGGGAUCCAUAUGAAGGCGAUUGCCCAGAAUCAUCUUUUAGAUGCUACGGGGGUCGCUGCCUUCCCCUCUCCUGGCGCUGUAAUGGGCAGGUGGAGUGUCUCGAUGAAGAAUCUGAUGACAACGAUGAACUGGGUUGUGACUGUCCUUGUGGAGGGCUUCUUCAGACCUUUUAUGGGACCUUCUCCCCUCCAGGUUGUCAGGGUCAAAGUAAGUCCUGUGUUUGGACUUUGGAUCCUCAGGACUCCAGGCCGCUGAGACUGGAACUGCAAAAGCUGACGCUAGCUUUUGAGGACCGACUCACUGUCUACAACAGAGAGGAAGGCAAAGGAGACAUUAUUAAAACCAUUACCAGCUCCUCCAAUUCCAAAUCGGUCCAAGUUGAAUCCAACACCGGCGUGAUGUCAGUGGUGUAUAAAGGAGUUCUUGGCACAGAGAACUCCAACUUUAACGCCACGUUUCAUGUUAAGGGCUACUGCCCUCCGUGGGAAGGUCGGUGCGGGGGAGCGGCGGAAGGAUGUUUUACACAGGAGCAACACUGCGAUGGGAAGUGGGACUGUCCCGAGACUGGAAAGGACGAGGAGGGCUGCAGGAAUUGCAGUCCGAAUCACUUUCCCUGUGGAAUGGCAGGACAGAGGACGACAGCGACCAGCAAAGCGCAGUGCUACUCACUAGCAGAGAGAUGCAACUACCAGCUGAACUGCGCCGAUGGCAGCGACGAGAGGGAUUGCACCGUGUGUCAACCGGGGACCUUUCAUUGUGACAGCGACAGGUGCGUGUAUGAGAGCUGGCGCUGCGACGGCCAGGUGGACUGCAAGGACGGCACAGAUGAGCUCAACUGCACAGUAAUCCUGCCCCGCAAGGUCAUCACUGCGGCAACGGUGGGCAGCCUGGUCUGUGGACUACUUCUGGUCAUUGCCAUGGGCUGUACCUGUAAACUGUACUCGCUCAGGACGAGGGAGUACAGCAUGUUUGCGCCAAUCAACCGCCACGAGGCGGAGCUCAUCCAGCAGCAGGCCCCGCCUUCUUACGGUCAGCUGAUUGCACAGGGCAUCAUCCCCCCGGUCGAGGACUUCCCCAUAGAAAACCCCAAUGAGACCUCGACUCUUUCUCUGAGAGGAAUCCUGCAGCUGCUCCGCCAGGAUGCCGCCAGCUCCCCACACCGCAGACGUAGGCCCCGAUUUAUCCGCCGAGCUGUUCGCCGCUUGAGAAGGUGGGGUCUGAUCCCCAGAUCCACAUCCAGGCAGACUCAGUCAUCAAGCUCCAACCAGCAGCAGGCGCAGCAACAGCAGCAGUCAGACACCGCUACGUCAGGCCAAGAAACAGCUCGCUCCACACCUGGAAGCUCCCCAUCAGCCGUGGAGGCGGUCAACCAGCCGGUGGCCCAGAAACUCGGCUUGUUGGCACAGCCGGUGCAGCAGCAGUUGGAAGCACCGCCUCCUUUACUGCCGCUGCCUUCACCUCCUCCUAUCGCUUUCCCCCCUCCCCCUCCCUACGCACCCCCAGCUCCACCUGUGGACGCCCCCCACACUCCCCCUGUUGCCGUGCCCCCCAGUAGCCCAUCUCUGGCCUCCAUCUUCCACACGAUAGGCCUGAGCAUCUCCCGCUUCAGAGCUUCGCCCUCUUCCACCAACUAUGUGCCCCUCUCCGCCUCGCCUUCCUUCUCCUCCACCUCCUCUUCCUCGGAUGACGAUGUGCUGCUCAUCCCCCUCUCGGAGGACAACACUUCAGAAGACGACGUGCCCAUGCUCACCUGAACGACUUCCUCACCCACCCCUUCCCACCCCCUCCCUCUUACUUUACCUCCCACCAGUCUUUCCACAUUCGUUUGAACUGAAGCACAGGAGCGACUCUUCCUCUCUGUGCCAGUCUGGUGCCUUUUUUUAAAAUCGCUUUGCGUUGCUGACAUAUAUGAAUAGAGUAUUUUUAAAGAAAGAAAAAAAGACUUCCUUAAGAAAAUGCAGACGAACGGCACGGCCGAUGAAGAAGCGCAGAUGAGUAUUAUGCGUGAGCACUUACUGAACGCUGGGCUGCACGUAGAAGGUGAACUUUUAUUUUUUUGCACAGAAGAAUCUUCCCUAUCCAGAUACUGAGACAGGCUACUGUCAGGUUGAAUGAUUAUAGCUCUUCUAAUGGAAAUUGUUGUGUUUGUGUGACUGCGACUGUGUGAAUGCAACUGCGUUUUAGUCUCACGUAGACAGCGGAGUGUGAUUGCACAUGAGGAGUGUCUUCACUUGCACCCAGUCUCAUGAUAUAUCACGAAACAAAUUCCCCCUAUUUAAGUGCCUUUAAGGAGCCUCCUGCAGAGACCUCGAGGAUGUUGAGAAUUCCUGAACACACACUGCAUGCAGAAACACACACGCACACAAUGAGGGUCACUUUUUCCUCACGUCGUCAUGGUGACUUCACUCCAAAAUGGAUUAAAAAAAAAAACAACUGCAUGUGUACUCUUCAAGCUGGCAAUAACUUUUUGGAUACCCUCGUUCUAGUGCACAUCGAUUCCAACAUUACUGUGUGUUUAAAUACUUCUUCACCCGGUGAAUGAAUGUAACCUUAAAAAACUAAACAAAAAGCAAACGUAUCAAAAGACAAUCUCUUUGGUGCCUGAUUUUAUGAUGUGUGUAGGUGUGCGCAGGAAGAUGAGGCACCCUAGUGAUAAAUUCACAAAAGAACCUCACAUCUGACGAGACUCAACAGCAUUCGGUCACAUUUCGACUCAGCAGACUUGUGGUGUGCCAUUUGUAAUAUUAAUAUUAUUAUUACGAGUUUUGUGGUGUUUUUUUUUUUUUUUUCUUUUAGCAGGUUUUGUCUCUGUUUCCUUAAAUUGUUCCUGUUUUGCUUUGUUGAAUGUAUUUUUUGGGGAGGGGAGGGUGUCGACGUGACGGUUUUAAAUUUACAGAUAAAUGGGAGGGCGAUUUUAUUUGGGUCAACUUCACUGUAUAUAAGUAAAAAAUAUGGUUGAGAUUAAACGAUUUGCACUUUUAGUUUUAAA